Molecule: messenger RNA, 210 nt
Organism: Paramecium primaurelia
Lineage: Eukaryota; Ciliophora; Oligohymenophorea; Peniculida; Parameciidae
Source: the annotation of a GenBank genome assembly
AUGUUUAUGUGGUUAAAAUAUUUUGAAAGUGAAGAUGGAGUUUGUAUUUCAUGUUUAAAUUAAUUGGGGAAAUCUUAAGUAAGUUGUAAAUAUUAAGAUUGCAAAGAUUAAAUUUGGACUUAUGGAGAAGAAAGUGAUGAUGGAAAUGAUGUAAAUAGAGAUGGUUAUUCUAAUUAUAAGAUUGAUCUUUAACUACACUUGUUCUAAUGA